Messenger RNA from Bombina bombina (fire-bellied toad), 2297 nucleotides. RefSeq names its product dpy-19 like C-mannosyltransferase 1 (gene DPY19L1). Gene Ontology annotation, molecular function: mannosyltransferase activity. The record is from RefSeq and is a predicted model, not a curated record. Gene Ontology annotation, cellular component: nuclear inner membrane. Bases 156 to 2297 code for a protein of 713 amino acids. The transcript is spliced from 23 exons. NCBI's taxonomy places the organism in Eukaryota, Metazoa, Chordata, Amphibia, Anura, Bombinatoridae.
CCACACACAGACUUCAACUCCUCCUCCCCUGUGCUGCAUUUUUCCAACACUUACAUUGUAGGAUAUGGUACUUUUCUGAAUUCUGGAUCUGCCUUUUUACAGUUGGAGUUUGAGUUGGAGCUUGCUUUCCAGUUUUUGUUGUUUUUUUUUGCAUCAUGGCUGUGCAAAACAAAAACAAGGUGAAAGAUCAUCCAGUUAGGUCAAAAGCACAAAGAAGGAAGCCACAACAGUCUCAUUCAAAUUCAUCUUCAUCGCAAGAAGAAGGGGCAGAAGAGACAGAGCAAAGGGUUAGGAAGAGACACACACAUGGGCCAGGUCCUGUGGGCAGAGCAAAAAGCACACAUCACAAGAGUUCAGAGAACCAACAAGGCUUGCUCUUUAAUUUGGGCCUUACCAGAGCAUCUGAUCUAAAGGCCUGGUCUAUUUUGCUUAUGGCUGUGUUGGCUGGAGCUUUGCAUUGGGGCCACUUAUCUACUCUUUUUGAAAAUGACCGGCAUUUUUCUCACCUUUCAACGCUGGAAAGGGAAAUGGCAUUUCGCACGGAAAUGGGACUUUAUUACUCCUACUUCAAGACGGUUACUGAAGCUCCUUCAUAUGUUUCUGGCCUGCUGAUGAUUAUGAAUGACAAUGUUACAGAGUACCCAAAUGUAAUAAACACAUUGAAAAGGUUCAACCUGUACCCGGAGGUCAUUUUGGCCCACUGGUACCGCGUAUAUACAAAGAGCAUGAAUCUCAUUGGAAUUGAAACAAAGACUUGCUGGAAGGUUAACCGUGGAGAACAUCUCUCUCCAGUUUAUAGCUGUGAAGGCUUAGGAGAUCCAGCUUACUUUUAUGUCACAUUGAUAUUUAUUUUGAAUGGAGCAAUGAUGUCAGGAUUCUUUAUUUAUGGAACAUAUCUGAGUGGCAGUCGAAUUGGAGGCAUUAUCACUGUCCUGUGCUACUUUUUUAAUCAUGGUGAAUGCACUCGUGUAAUGUGGACCCCCCCUCUCCGUGAGAGCUUUUCCUAUCCAUUUCUUGUGUUGCAGAUGUUUCUUUUGACGUACAUUCUCAGGACACCAAAUAUUAGUAGAAGAAGUUUGUUUGCACUUUCUUUGUCCACUAUUUGCUUUAUGCUUCCAUGGCAGUUCGCUCAGUUUGUUCUCUUAACACAGAUAUCCUCAUUAUUUGUUAUAUACGUUGUUGGCUAUAUAGACUCAGACAAAUUUUUGAAAAUCUUGUAUACACAUAUGGUGUCUUUGGCUAUUUGCUUUGUCCUGAUGUUUGGAAACUCUAUGCUGCUUACAUCCUACUACGCCUCUUCCUUAGUAGUGAUUUGUGUGAUUGUACUGAGCAAAGAAGUGUUCCUUAAAUUAGAGGCGAAUGAACUUGUUCAUUGGAUAUUACAAGUGCUGACAUGGAUCAUUAGUUCAGUUUGCUUGAAGGCUAUCACAUCAGCAUUGCUGGGAGUUAAAGAUGAUGCUCAUAUAAGCAACCUGCUAAAAUCCAAGUUUACCAAUUACAAGGAUUUUGAUACCUUGAUGUACACAUGUGCUGCAGAGUUUGACUUCAUGGAAAAAGAGACACCUUGGAGAUAUUUGAAGACUUUGUUACUUCCAGUAGUCCUCCUUGUGUUUUUCACCAUAUCCAUAAGGACAUUAAAAGAUCUUGUUCAAGCUUCCAAACAUAGAACACAUGUAGCAAGAGGACAUAAAAAUGAAAGUUUCCAAAGAGACAAUUCAAACAAUGGAGAGCUGGUGUAUCAUGCAUUGCAACUAAUAGCCUAUGCUGUUCUUGCUAUUUUAAUUAUGAGACUGAAGCUAUUUCUGACACCUCACAUGUGCAUAAUGGCUUCCUUGAUAUGUUCAAAACAGCUGUUUUGGUGGAUCUUCAACAGAGUGAAUUUUCGACUGUUUAUCUUCUCGCUAUUAGCAUGUAUGGCCAUUCAAGGUUUCACUAACCUUCAGAAUGAGUGGAACAUAAAAGGCGAGUUCAGCAAUUUACCUCAAGAAGAACUGUUAGAGUGGAUACAAGUUCACACAAAACCAAAUGCAGUAUUUGCUGGAGCAAUGCCUACAAUGGCAAGUAUUAAAUUAUCAACUGGCCGGCCCAUUGUGAAUCACCCACAUUACGAAGAUGCAGACUUAAGACUUUCUCAACGUGAUUCAGCAAGUGAACUGACAAAAUAUGACAGCUGCCAUACGUUCAUUUCUGAGGAAAAACUUGCAGAAAACAAAACUGCACAUCGUUUUUUCAAAGCUCCUCCUAAGAUUCCAGUGGUAUUUCAGGUUCCAGAUUUGGUUUGUGACUAUAUAGCCUAA